GCUCUACCUUUUUUUUUUUUUUAGCAUGUGCUUGUCCGUCGGGUAGAUUUAUUGCGCAGUUGGCUCCGGAGCUCUGCGUUGAUGCAACCCCCCCGCAUUUUGGUUUCUUUCCCGCGCCGUAUCUCAUCUCAUCUCAGUUUUUUUUUUUAAAUCUUAUUCCCAUUGAAUCAUUUGACGAGAUGGCUUCAGAACAGAAAUACGUCCUCAUUACAGGCUGCUCGCCGGGAGGCGUUGGCAAUGCGUUGGCUCGAGAGUUCCACCGGAGGGGGCUUCAUGUCAUUGCCACGGCUCGCAAUCCAGAUGUGCUCAAGGAGCUGGAAUCCAUGGGCAUGAGCGCCGUCCAGCUGGAUGUCACCAGCCAAGACAGCCUCAACCGGGCCAAGCACGAUGUUGCCCAGAUCACCGGUGGCCGACUAGAUAUCCUGGUCAACAAUGCUGGCCGCACUCACACCAUCCCGGCCCUCGACAUCGAGAUUGACGAUGUCCGCCAGACCUAUGAGACCAACGUCUUCGGCCCCAUGUUCACCGUCCAGGCCUUUGCCGACCAGCUCAUCGCCGCACGCGGCCUCAUCGUCAACAUCUCCUCCACCAGCUCCGUCAGCUCUUACAUCUUCGGCUCCGUCUACGCCUCGUCCAAGGCCGCCAUCAACGGCUGGUCUCGCAUCCUGCGCCUCGAGCUGCAGCCCUUCAACGUCCGCGUCAUGGUCGCCAUGGCCGGCACCAUCAAGUCCCAAAUCACCAGCCACGGCCACCGCUCGCUGCCGACCACGUCGCUGUACAGGCCGGUGGACGACUACUUCCAGAAGCGCCUGGUCUUUAGCCAGAACAAUGCCACGAUGCCGACAGAGGUCUUUGCCAAGAAACUCGUGUCUGCUGCGCUCAAGGGAGAGGGCUGGUUUGGAGGACUGAUUGGAGGGACGCCGGACUGGUUCUGGGCGGGAGGAUUGUCGACCAAGGUGUGGCUGACGACUUUGGUUCCCAACAAGCUCGCCGAGUGGGCAUUUGGUGUCUUUUUUGGGAUUUCCAAUCUGAAGAAGCGUCUUACCGAGGCACGGCAGAAGCAGGCGUAGAGUCAGUGAGAAGGGAAGAUGGUAGCAUUCGACGGCAAGGAAUUAGUUGCAAUAUUGGAGGGCUGAUUGUUGGCUGCAGGGAUGGUAUCGGUUGUCAAGCAUCUCUUUAAUCUAAUAUACGCCACAAGUAUUGAAUCUGGUUGUGUCAUGCGGUGUCAAGUCUAUUUCUCGUAUUGAGUUGUGAGUGGCGCUUGUCAACUCCAAAAUUGCUUGCCUUUGUACAUUGCUCUGCGCCGUGUAAAUGCU
This is a messenger RNA of Trichoderma asperellum CBS 433.97, 1316 nucleotides long. RefSeq lists its product as uncharacterized. Gene Ontology annotation, molecular function: triacylglycerol lipase activity; acylglycerone-phosphate reductase (NADP+) activity. Lineage: Eukaryota; Fungi; Ascomycota; Sordariomycetes; Hypocreales; Hypocreaceae. Gene Ontology annotation, biological process: phosphatidic acid biosynthetic process; triglyceride catabolic process. Gene Ontology annotation, cellular component: endoplasmic reticulum; lipid droplet. The record is from RefSeq and is a predicted model, not a curated record.